Messenger RNA from Uranotaenia lowii, 2603 nucleotides. RefSeq names its product E3 UFM1-protein ligase 1 homolog (gene Ufl1). The transcript is spliced from 5 exons. The coding region runs from base 129 to 2483 and encodes 784 amino acids. The record is from RefSeq and is a predicted model, not a curated record. Gene Ontology annotation, cellular component: endoplasmic reticulum membrane. Gene Ontology annotation, molecular function: UFM1 ligase activity. Gene Ontology annotation, biological process: protein K69-linked ufmylation; regulation of proteasomal ubiquitin-dependent protein catabolic process; response to endoplasmic reticulum stress. NCBI's taxonomy places the organism in Eukaryota, Metazoa, Arthropoda, Insecta, Diptera, Culicidae.
UGACAUUUUCUUGCAUAUGUGGAAUUGAUAUCUUUUACAGUCGUUUCAGUCUUUAAAAAAUUUAUAAUUUAGUUUAUAAACGUCCAUUAAGUUUUACUUCAAUACAAAUACUUUAAAUAAACAUAAUCAUGACGUCAGAUUGGGAUGAAAUCAAACGUUUGGCGGCCGAUUUUCAAAAAGCCCAGCUUUCUACAAGCCUGCAAAGGCUAUCGGAACGGAACUGUGUUGAAGUGGUUAGUUUGCUUAUUGAAAAAGGGUUAUUGGAGGUCAUUUUUACGACCGAUGGCAAAGAAUAUUUAACUCAAGACCACUUGGCCUCCGAGGUGAAAGAUGAAAUGUACGUCCGAGGGGGGCGAGUUAAUCUUGUUGACCUAGCUAAGGUGUUGAACGUAGACUUCGAAAAAGUACAACGUGUAGCAGAAGCUAUCGUGAAAAAUGAUGGCUCGAUUAAAUUUGUACUUGGGCAGCUGAUUGAUGAAUCGUAUAUGGAGCGGGUUGCUUCCGAAAUCAAUGAGAAGUUGUCUCAAGUUGGAGAGAUCAAUAUAGCUGAAUUAACGGUUGUCUAUGAUUUACCAGCAGAUUUUAUCUUAAAUAAUAUUGUGUUGAAGCAUUUGAACAAAGUUAUUAUGGGCAAACAAGAUUCGUCCAACGCAAACAUCUUCUUUACCCAGUCUUACGUGACGAGAAGUAAAGCCAAAAUCCGUGGAGCCCUAGCAGGAAUAACUAAACCAACUCCAGUGUCUGCCAUCCUAGUACAAACUGGAGUACCAGAGAGAAUGUUUUUCUUAUUGGUUAAUGAAGUAGCCACUCUGGGAAGCGUUACCUCAAGAAGCCCUGGAGCACAGUACAUUCCACACAUCUACACUCGAACACAAACUGAAUGGGUUCGUAGUUUCUAUCGACAAAAUGGUUAUCUGGAGCACGAUUCAGUGGCCGGUUUAGGUGUAUCUGAUGUUAAAAAUUUUAUCAACAACCAACUCGUCAACGAAAAAAUAAUCCAUCUCAAGAAAUGUAGCGUAGGCGAAAAGUUGAUUGACCAAAUAACGUCUUCUCUAGAUGAAUGUAUCUCGUCCAAUACAUAUUUGGAUAUUUCAACAGUUUUGCCAUCGGUUAUGAGCGACGAAGAUGUCGAGCAGCUUAUAUCGAUGGUUCUUACUCCGGCUAAACAGAAACAGACGCUGAUUUUCGGCAACACGAUUCUCACUACAAAAUUCCUAGAUGACAUCGUUAAACCAUGCUACGAUAUAGCACAGGUGAAUGCCAAACAAUCCGUUGACAGUGGUAGCUAUCAACAGUAUAUGGCUGAAAAAAUGAUGAAACAUCAGGAUCCUGCCGAAAAAGACACAAAUAAUGAUGGUCGUGCAGACAAACGAGAAGAGCGACGCAAGAAAGCUUCAGGUGGUAAAGGUGGUGGCGGGGCUCAAGGAAGGGAAACGAAAACUAAAUCCACCAAAAAACACUCGCGGGGUCAGCGUGGAAAUAUUUCAGAUUCUGAUGAUGACGAACCCAGAGUUGUUAGUGGUGGUUCCGUAAAAACCAACAACAAGGCUGGAAGUGGAAAAGAUGCGUCCAUCGAAUUGAUAACGAUUAAAGAAAUUUUCAAGGUGUUGGAGUCCGGUUUAGAACCAGAGGGAUUGGAAGAUUUGUCAAAACAGUUGGCACAGCAUUAUCAUCCUCAUUUCAGCAAAAUGGCUUUGACAAAAGCGCACGAGCUGUAUGAAAUAUCACUGCAUCAGAAUAAUCAAAACCGCCGUCAAACACAUGCGAAUCUUCAGGAUAAACUAAAUAAUUUGUACAACGAUAUUCGCUUGUACGAUAAAGGCAUCAAACUUCUACCAACAGAUGUACAGUCGCAGUUGGUUAAGUACCUGCUAAAAUCGUUGGGUACAGACUUCUGCAAUGAAAUCUUUUUCUAUGUGGCAGCAGAAUGUAAUCUAAACAGUAGCAACGGAACAACGCUUACAGCGGAGCAACGCACAAAGAUUACCAAUGAUUGCGAUGCUGAAUACAAAACAGCUCUACAGGCUCUUCACAAAUCGCUUACGGGCAGCGCUUCUAUCGACGAUUUCCUAUUGGUUGCGGAGAACUCACUACAGGCUUGUAGUAUGAUCGUCAAAAAAAUUGAUAAGAAAAAAGACCGGAAUGUUAUUCUUUGCCACAAGCACGGACUGCUGGAGCAGCUGAGCAAUUGUGUGGAUCCUGCACUCGUUUUACAUUUAGCCGUGCUUAUCAUAUUCACUAUUACCACCCAAAAUAUGCUCCAUGCUUCUGGGCGCCACGUGUCAGCAAUUUUGAGUUUCCUGCAGCCUUCACUCACCGGAGAGCAGUCUACCACAUUGACCACUUAUCAUGAUUUGGUGCUGAAAUUGCUGAGCUCGGAAAAUACUUCAGAUGAAAUUACAAAACACCUAGAUGCAUUAACACCAGCCGUCAAAGAAAUCGCUAUAAGUUACAAGAAAGCUGGCGUCACAAUUGCCGAAUAGUGAAACGCAAAAAAGUGCAUUUUUAGUUCCGAUUGAUUGUUACAUAAGUGCUUUGAAACGAUUAUUCUUGUUUCGCUUUGGUUUGUUUUGAAUAAAGUGUUUUCAGUAUAUGCUGGUCAA